Engraulis encrasicolus (European anchovy) is the source of this 8549-nucleotide messenger RNA. RefSeq names its product spalt-like transcription factor 1a (gene sall1a). Gene Ontology annotation, cellular component: nucleus. Lineage: Eukaryota; Metazoa; Chordata; Actinopteri; Clupeiformes; Engraulidae. Gene Ontology annotation, biological process: regulation of transcription by RNA polymerase II. Bases 786 to 5078 code for a protein of 1430 amino acids. The transcript has 3 exons. Gene Ontology annotation, molecular function: RNA polymerase II cis-regulatory region sequence-specific DNA binding; DNA-binding transcription factor activity, RNA polymerase II-specific. The record is from RefSeq and is a predicted model, not a curated record.
GAAUGCGGUGCGUGAUGAAAACGUGCGAGUUACCUAGUUCGGCAAUAAUCAAAUGAAUCAGGUUUGGGAUAUUACGCACAUACACUGUGGACUUGCAACACGCUGACUGUGCCACCGGGCUCGCAUCUCAUUUACGUGACUGUUUUUUUCUGGCAUAGUACUGACCAAAAGGCGACAAGGUAGAUGUGUUUUUUCAUUACACAAGAUCCGAAUAUCAACGAUUGUAUCCUGGUGCCAAUCCGACUGAGGGACACACUGCGGUACCACGACGCCUGAAGUUGUGGAGAAGUGGCAGUUUCGUGGGAGGAAAUGGAUGUUUCAUUUUGAUCACCUGGUCAAACGUGUUUUAUUGAAACUCUUUCCGCAGAGGUUGCCGUUUGAUGAGAAGACUAGAUUCCCUCGGUAUGGACUGAAACCUGGCAUUCCAGUAGUGAAAAAGAUAAGCUUUAUGUAGCUACCAGCUGGUUGCUAAGAAGGGUUAAACAGUAUCUAAAGGGAGUUGGAAAAUCCAGCCUUUCUUCCACACGGAUCAACUCAUUGGGUGGGAGCUGAGAGAGAGACAAGAGUCCCCAGCAAAUCAGGAGCUAAUUGAUUAAAGAGACUUCAUUUGAAUAGGGGGCUGGCGAGGUGCCAAUCGCCUUUCAAAGAGCCCCUGUAUGAUUAAUCGCAGAGCAUUAUUGAUAAUCAUAACAGGACACAUGCGCGGUGGAUGGGCUCGAUUUCCGUAAUUUUGAGAAGAUUUUUUGGUGAUUUUUUAUUCUUUCCUGGCUGAUGUUUGAGCCAGCAUGUCGCGAAGGAAACAAGCGAAGCCGCAGCAUUUCCAGUCGGACCCGCAGCUGGCCUUACCCGAGCACAAUGGCGACGCAGAGGCCUCCUUGGAAGACACCCCCUGCAAGGAAACGGAUGCCCAUGUCUGUGGCAGAUGUUGCGCCGAGUUCUUUGAACUAUCUGAUCUCGAACAACACCAGAAGAAUUGCACUAAGAAUCAAUUAGUUCUGAUUGUGAAUGAGAAUACAGCGUCCCCUUCCGGAACAUUCUCGCCCGGCUCCCCCCCACAUAAUCCUGAUGAGCAGAUGAAUGACACAGUUAAUAACACAGAUCAAGUGGAGGGCUGCGACCUUUUGGAGCAGAACACGCUCGACAAAGAGGAAUCCAUGGACAUGGACGCGUCAGGGAUCUCGACCGAGGAUGACGACAGAGGAAGAGAUAAUGUCGAAGAAGGCACCCCCCUCAAUGGCAGCAGCAUUGGUGGCAACAACAGCAGCAGUAGCGAUGUGGGUGUGAGUGUGGGUGGCAACAGUGUUUGUGGUGGCAGUGGCAGCAGCCAGAGUGGCCCCGUGGUGGGCAGCUCUCCCAUCUCCACGUCUCUACCUCACCCGCUGGGCAGCCUGACGGAGCUGGGCAACAUCUCCAUGAUCAAUAGCAACGUCAUCAUCGAGAACCUGCAGAGCACCAAAGUGGCUGUGGCCCAGUUCUCACAGGAGAGUCGUACCUCCACGGGCAGUGGAGGAGGAGGAGGAGGAGGAGGAGGAGGAGGAGAAGGAGGAAGGGGCCAGCGGAUGGCCGUGCCGGCCUUGAUGGAGCAGCUCCUGGCCCUGCAGCAGCAGCAGAUCCACCAGCUGCAGCUCAUCGAGCAGAUCCGCCACCAGAUCCUGUUGCUGGCCUCCCAGUCCCCCGAGAUGCAGGUGCAGCCCCCAGCCUCCUCUCCUGCGGGCUCCCUGGGGGGCUCCAGCGCCACCAGUCCGCUGGCCACCCUCAGCUCCCACCUCUCCCAGCAGCUGGCGGCCGCCGCGGGCCUGGCCCAGAGCCUUGCCAGCCAGUCUGCCAGCAUCAGCAGCCUGAAACAGCUGGCCGGCGGCACAGCGCACUUACCUCAGAGCGGCACGUCCGGGCAUCAUGACGAGGCGUCCCAGGGGGGACUGAGGGCACCUGUCGUCAGCGCCCAGGCGGGCGACAAGCGUCCAGCGGCCACCAGCCUCCACGCUCAGCUCAAUCCCUCCCUGGCCAAGUCGAGCGCGCCGGCCUUUGGCAUUGGCAACCUGCUUAACUCGGCCGCAAACCCACUUCUACCUCAACCCCCACCAGGCAACCCCAUGUUCUCCAGCGCGCUGCCCAGCGUCGGCACCACGGUGGAGGACCUGAACUCGCUGGCCGCGCUGGCGCAGAGGAAAGGCAAGCCGCCCAACAUCUCGUCCUUCGAGCAACACAACAAGAGCAGCUCGGAAGAGGCAUUCUUCAAACACAAGUGCAGGUUUUGUGCCAAGGUGUUCGGCAGCGACAGUGCCUUGCAGAUCCACCUGCGGUCUCACACGGGCGAGAGGCCCUACAAGUGCAACAUCUGCGGCAACCGAUUCUCCACGCGCGGCAACCUGAAGGUCCACUUCCAGCGCCACAAGGAGAAGUACCCCCACAUCCAGAUGAACCCCUACCCCGUUCCCGAGCACCUGGACAAUAUCCCGACGAGCACUGGCAUUCCCUACGGCAUGUCCCUGCCUCCCGAGAAGCCGGUCACCAGCUGGCUCGAUAGCAAGCCGGUCUUGUCCACUCUCACCUCCUCGGUGGGCAUGCUGCUCCCGCCGACAAUUUCAAGCCUGCCGCCGUUCAUCAAGAAAGAAGAGAACCACUCGGUCGCCAUAACUAGCCCCUCCAGUUUAGCUAAGAGCGACUCGGCAGGUGCGGCAGAGCCCUCGGCUAAAAGCAACGAUGGCAGCGGGUCUGCAGAAGGCGAGAGAGAGGCCACCCUGCCCACCUCCAACGGGAAGAGCGAGGAGAGCAGCCAGUCCUCCAAGCUGGUCGGCAUCAUCGGCUCUGCCGGAGGCGAGAGCGGCCCCACGGAGUACACCAUGUCCAACAGCCCGCCCAUGGCCACCAACCCCCUCAUGCCACUCAUGUCCGAGCAGUUCAAGGCCAAGUUCCCGUUUGGCGGCCUGCUGGAUCCCCUGCAGGGGUCGGAGACCUCCAAGCUGCAGCAGCUGGUGGAGAACAUCGACCGCAAGGUGACGGACCCCAACGAGUGCGUCAUCUGCCACCGCGUGCUCAGCUGCCAGAGCGCGCUCAAAAUGCACUACCGCACCCACACCGGCGAGAGGCCCUUCAAGUGCAAGAUCUGCGGCCGGGCCUUCACCACCAAGGGCAACCUGAAGACCCACUACAGCGUGCACCGCGCCAUGCCCCCGCUCCGGGUGCAGCACUCCUGCCCCAUCUGCCAGAAGAAGUUCACCAACGCCGUGGUGCUGCAGCAGCACAUCCGCAUGCACAUGGGCGGCCAGAUCCCCAACACCCCGCUGCCGGACAGCUACUCCGAGUCCCUGGGGUCGGACGCCGGCUCUUUCGACGACAGGAACUUCGACGACCUGGAGAACAUGUCCGACGACUACAUGGAGGGGCUGGACGAGGGUCCGGACAGCAGCAGCAUUCCCGACACCCCGCGGUCGGUCGACAUCUCGCAAGACAGUCUGUGCAACUCGCCCAACCCACAGGAGCAAGCGGGAGGAGGCAACGAGGACCAGGAGAAGGGCCUCCAGCAGCAGGGCUCCAUGGAGGAGGACCUGCAGAGCCAGGGCAGCAAAGUCAAGGCCACCGAGAACGGACUGCUGGAUGGAGACCAUUUCACGAACGACUCCUCGUCCCUAGGGGGCGACAUCGAAAGCCAAAGUGCAGGAAGUCCGGCCGUCUCUGAAUCUACCUCUUCCAUCAUGCAAGCGCCGUCGCCAUCCAGCGGCAUGCCCCAGCAUCAUCAUCAUCAGCAGCAGCAUCAGCAGCAACAACAGCAGCAGCGAAAGUCUCCAAGCCUGGACGAGCGCCAUCAAAGAGCCAUGUCUCUGGAGCACAGCAUGCACAUGCAAUCACACCCGAGCCUGGGAGUCAGCGCCCUCGACUUGACGUCCAUGAACUCCACGAAAGACGCCCUGGGCAUGCUCUUCCCGUUCCGCGAGCGCAUCGUGCCCAAGAACACCUCGUGCGACCUCUGCGGCAAGACGUUUGCUUGCCAGAGUGCCUUGGACAUCCACUACCGAAGCCAUACCAAAGAGAGGCCGUUCAUUUGCACGGCCUGCAACCGGGGAUUCUCCACCAAGGGCAACCUGAAGCAGCACAUGCUCACCCACCAGAUGCGUGACCUGCCCUCGCAGCUCUUCGAGCCCUCCAACAACUCCAGCCUGUCCUCCAGCUCCAGCCCCUCCCUGCUCUCCAUGGGCUCCCUGUCCUCCCUGUCCUCCAUGAUCAAGUCAGAGGUCAACGGAUUCCUGCCGAGCUUCCACCCGGAGAGCAACAGCAUCGGCGGCGGUGGCAGCAUCGGCGGCGGUGGCAGCAUCGGUGGCGGUGGCAGCAGCAUCGGCGGCGGUGGCAGCAUCGGCGGCGGCAGCAGCGGUGGCAAGGACCUGCCCCCCGGCCUGGUCACCUCCUCGGCCUCCACCUCCCCGGUCCUGCCUUCGGCCCCGCCGCGCCGGCAGCCCAAGCAGCACUACUGUAACACGUGCGGCAAGAUGUUCUCCUCGUCGAGCGCCCUGCAGAUCCACGAGAGGACUCACACGGGGGAGAAGCCGUUCGCCUGCACCAUCUGCGGCCGCGCCUUCACCACCAAAGGAAACUUGAAGGUCCACAUGGGAACGCACAUGUGGAACAGCGCCCCUGCCAGGCGAGGUCGUCGUCUGUCGGUGGACGGUCCCAUGGCUUUCCUGGGCCCCAACCCUGUCAAGUUCCCCGAGCUCUUCCAGAAGGACUUAGUAGGCGGCGGCGGCCCGCGGCUCUCCAGCGCUGGUAACGGGGACCCCGCCAGCUUCUGGAACCAGUAUGCCGCUGCCUUCUCCAACGGCCUAGCCAUGAAGACCAACGAGAUCUCGGUCAUCCAGAACGGCGGCCUGCCGCCCUCCCUCUCGGGCAGCGUGGGUAACGGGGGCAGCUCGCCCGUGGGCGGCCUGACGGGCAGCCUGGACAAGCUGCACAGCAGCGUCAGCGUCGGCAGCAGCGAGCCCGGCGCCGCACUUGCGGGCCUGGAGAAAAUGGCCGCCACCGAGAACGGGACUCACUUCCGCUUCACCAGAUUCAUGGAGGACAACAAAGAGAUUGUCACCAACUAGUGUGAGACUUUUUUUUGGUCAUUGAACGAACCCCCCGUAUAAGUAUUGACAUCACACACACACACACACACACACAAACACACACGCACAUACAGCAAUGCCUGUAUAAACAGACAUGCACAUGUAACACACAGAAGAGAUAUCUGCAUUCAUGCACAGAAGGAGAACAAAGGAAGGAGUUCAAAGUGACUGAUCUGGCUUGCCAUUGAAACUUAAUGAACAUGAGUGUGAAGAGAACUUGUUUUUUUGUACAAUGUACAAUCUGUUAUAGUUUUAAAAGGAGCCUAUUUAUUAGUGAGUAUAACCUUGCUCGGAAAACCAAGUGGAAGCAUUAACAGUUACUUAGUUUUGUUUUGUUUUCCCUUUCUCUUUCUCUUUCCCUUUCUCCUCUCACUCUCUUAUCUCUCUCUCUCUCUCUCUCUCUCCUUCUCCCUCUCUUAUUUCCGCCUGAAUGGACCUGUAUGAGUGCUUAAAACAUGUGCUUUUGGAAAUUAGUAUAUCUGGGUAGAAUACUUUACCUUGGCAUUAAAUUAUUUUCUAUCUGUAGUAUAUAUAACAAAAAAUGUUGAUGUUCAUGUAAUGCAUUAGAUCUUGAGUAAGCAAAACAAACCGGUGGUUGUACAUAAGGAACUGCUCUGUACUAGGUGGUCGACCAGCUGUCUAUUAACUUUUCCUCCACUGGAAAAAAGAAAAGAAAAACAUUGAAACUUCAGGCAAUGGACUAACCAGUAUAGUCCUACAACCAUCUGCUCAACUAUUCUUUUUAUUUCUUGAGGAAAAAAAGUACCGGUAACUGCAUUUCAGUCUUUUGUUUUAGAGAAAAUACACUUUGUUCUUAAAUGUUCCCUGUAUAGUGCUUUUUAUUCUAUGUUCAUUUGUCUGUUUUGUUUCUUUAAACCUUUUGGCUUACUGGCUGUAUACUUAAAAUACAGAACAGUUUUUCGUGAAGAGAAGAACUUUUAAGAAAAGGUCUCCAUCCUGGUUCGAACUUCAGAAGAAAAAAAGAAAGAGGGAAAAAAGAAAUGCCUUGUGGGUGUGAUUGUUUUGUUUUGUUUUUGCGUUAACGUGCUGGAUUCCAUGUUGCUGCUAUAUACUUGAGCAUCCUCCCCAUUGACAUCAAAUGCAAAAUGUGCAGAUGCGCUCUGUAAAUAUUAUCAGAUGUGGAACCACAAAUUCCAUCACACAACAAAUGUACAUAUUAUUGCUCACAACAAGACAACGUCCAUCUUGGCCAGGGGGGACAAAAUAAUAGUGUUUUUAUGAAUAUAAAUAUAUAAUAGGUUUGAAAACCAUUGGACUGUUACAUGCACUUUCUUGGAAAGUUGGAAAGAUCUUUAUGGGUCCAGUUUCUCUACACUUUAAUACCUACUAACAUCUAAGAUACUGUAAUUCUUUACUCUAAUAAUCAAAUACAUCAGUUUUCCAAAAGAACAUACAUGUGUGGCUGCGUUUCUUCCCUCUCCUUUCCUUGUAUGUGUGUGUGGCUCAUACCAAUGGCCAGAAGACCACUCUGUGUGGCCUCUAAUGUUCUUGUUACGCGCGUCUCUGUAAUUUAUAACAGUGUGGUUACAUUUGAAUGCAUAGCUUCAAUGUGGAUUUCGGUGUUGACCCAGACGCUUGUCAGCUACGUGUGCACUGUGGGCACACCGCUUUCAGCGGAUAAAAGUAUUGCAAACCGGCUACUGCAAGUCUUUCUUCUCUCUGCGCCUAGGCAGCAUCUUUAACACUGGCGUGUCAACAAUCUAGAACCGGAUGCAGAUGCAAUUAGUGGAAAGACUAGCUGGAUGGUAGCCUGGUCAUUAAAAAACAUAAAGCAGCCGAAGUCAGAUUUCUUAGUUCAUCAUUCCCUCCGCUGCCAGGCUUCAGAAUCUUUAAUUAAAGAAUCGAUCGGUUUGGAAUCCUCUGUCUCUUAGCUUUUAUUUAGAUGGAUUGAUCAGACCCGCCAGUCUUGUGAGGGUAACUUGUGUUCCCCCUCACAGCAGGUGAUGGAUUGUAGUUUUUCGUUGCCAAAUAAAACGCAAGACUCGCGGAAUUGCGGAAUUGGGUAGGCUACUAUAUUUCACUGACACGUGGUCCCAAAAUAGUGGGGAAAUGCACAUGACACGGGUGAGGCGAGAUUAUUUGAGAAAAAUAUAUGGCCAGUUUCAUAUCCAGGAAUGAUCACAAUUGUUUUCAGCGUUCCUGUGAUUUGGAAAGGCUAUGCACUAACUAAAUGUAACACUAAAUGACGCGCUGCCCUAAACGGUUGACCCUUUCACUAAACUUCUCGGGAAAAAAAACUAUGACCAAUCAGAGAUGUCGCUUUUAAAGCUGAUAAUACAUUUCUUUAACCGAAUAAGAAAUAUUAGGCUUCUUUUCAUUUAUUGGAGGUGAUAUUUCUUUCCCUUUUUGCUUUUCACCAGCUGCAUUUAAUUUAACACAUCAUUGCACUUCCUGCAAUGCAAGAUCUGUUAAUUUGAGCCCAGCAUCCUCUCUCUCUCCCCCCACGCACGCGCCUUUCUCCCCCCUCCCCUUUGGAUUUUAUAGCUGGCUAAAUUCCCCAAUAUUUACAAGAUCUCAAUGCUAAACGAUCCUUGCGAACAGCCCUGGACCGACAGUGAAUGCCCGCCCCUCGCGCCUGUCUUCCUUUUGACGGUCACAUCUGGUCCCCCGAUAGAGCUUUGUUUGUUCAGCGCAGCUUCCGGAUUCUUUUAUUACAGAGGUCCACAUACCUGACUGAACACUGUUCAUAGAGUUAAAAAAAAAAAGAAACACUAAAUGUGUUUUAAUCUCUGGUGGGGGGAUCUGAUGGUGUCUCUCUGAUCUAAUUAAGCUACUUGUGCUGUUUGAAUAAAAAGAAGAAUUCUUUUUAAAAAACUGCGAAUGUCCGUGGCACUCUCUUGAUUGAAUCAUGUAACUGAAACCGAUUUAAUUAAUUAUGCAGAGCAAAUGACAGCGCGCCAUUGUACUCUGUGUGGAAUAGACUUGUCGUUAUUAUUAUGAAGUUGUUCAAAUAAUACAAAAUGUUACAGGCAUGACGUCUGUGUUAUGUGGCCUUGCCCACUGUGAGCGUAGGUAAUUGCAUUUAAUAAAAUAAAAAAGGAGGUUGCUAUAUUGUUUGAAUUAACAUAAUCGUCGACAUGAUCUUUGUAAGACCAGUUACAUGGCAUCCCGUGAACAAAUGGACAAUAGGCUACCUUUUUAAUCUAAGAAUAAAACGUGUUACAAUAUGUGCAACUGUACCACUCACUGUGGUUCUACUGCUUCACCCUCUUUCUGGUUAUUCUUCUUGUUUAAAGAAAGAAAGAAAGAAAGAAAGAAAGAAAGAAAGAAAACCCUGUCACCCAUAACCCUUAAUGAAAACACAUACACAUUUCCCCUUUUCUACUGCAUCUAAACUGUAUUUCUGACUAUACACCUUUUUUGUAAACUAUAUAUUUCUCAAGCUGUGGAUGGUGAUUCGGUCCCACUAUGAUGUUACCUUAAUUAUAA